UUAAUUUUUGUAGUCUAUAUCUUUAUAAUUUUUAAAAGAUUAAAUUGAAUUUUUAUAAUUUUAUAAGGCCAAAAUGUAAUUUCACUUUUACUAAUUUAAAAUUUUAAAAAAUAUUAAGGGCCUAAAUAACAAUUUUACAUUCCCCUAUAUUCGCCUCUUUAUGUAAGCUAUAGAAGAUUUGUUAUCAUCGUAGCCAUUUUGCCACCUUUUUUCCAACAUCACUCAAUCAGCCAAAACAAGUUUUCAAAAUCACCUUGUUAAUUACUUCGAGCCGGUCAGCCUGAAAAUGUCGUCCAUGGAGGAAGGAGGCAGCGCCGCCGGAGCAGUUUCCACUAAUCAAACAAUCAUCGACAACAACACCAACAACGAUUACGUGGGAAUUGAUAUGUGGUUCACCGACGUCCCUCUCAGCGAUGGCGAAGUAGCGAAGCUCCAGUCAUUAGACAAAGCUUUUGGUGGCCAACCCACCCUUAGAUACAAACCAUUAAUACAAAAAGUCCCAUCAACCCUUCUCCGUAACGAAGAUUUCAAGAAGUAUUUCAAGCUGAAAGUGAUCUCAAUCGGCCCACUCCACCACGAUGAUCUCACCCUCCGUGAAUCCAAGGGGCUCAACCUCAAAUUAGCAGCACAUUUCGUCAAAAAAAUUGGCGUCGAUAAGAAAUCCUUGUACAGAAAAAUUAAGAAAGAGAUGGAUAGCUUGAAGGAAUGCUAUGAUCCACAGGAAUUAGAGAAGUAUAGAGACGAUAACGAGGAACUGGCUUGGAUGUUCAUCGUUGACGGCUGCGCAAAUUUACAAGCAGUUGACAUGCGUUACGAUAAUGAUGAUGAUGAUGGUAAUUUGUUAAUUAAAAAUGAUUUACUGACAUUUUUGUACUCGGAUCUGUUCUUGUUGGAAAAUCAAUUACCUUUUCGUGUUCUUGAAUUGCUUACAAGCUUGGGUGAUGGCAAAAUGUUCAUGAAUGCAAUCCGGAGGUUCAUCGAUGAUACUGUUAUCAACCCAGCCGAGAACAGGCUAGACGAUCAUUCCAAUACCGGGUACGGACUUCACUCACAGCAAUGGCGAAUCACGGAAUUGCUGGUCAUUAGACGAAGCUUUCGAAGGGGACCAUCUCGACCCCAAAGCCAAACUAUUGACAAAAGAGUCCCAGCAACCCUUCGCCGUGACGAAGAUUUCCGGAAAUAUUUCAAGCCGAAAGUGAUCUCAAUUGGCCCACUCCACCACGAUGAUCCCACCCUCCACGAGUCCGAGAAGCUCAAGCUCAAUUUAGCAGCAAAUUUCGUUAAAAAAAUUGGCAUCGAUAAUGAUACCAACAUGAAGACAGAGCCGGAUGGCUUGAAGAAAAGCUAUGAUCCAAAGGAAUUGACGGCUGCGCAAUUUUACAAGCAGUUUAUAUGCGUUACGGCCAAGAUUAUGAUCGUAAGUCGAACGAAUUUCAUUAAAAACGAUUUGCUGACAUUUGUGUACUCGGAUCUGUUCUUGUUGGAAAACCAAUCACCUUUUCGUGUUCCUGAAUUGCUUACAAGCUCGGGGGAUGGCAAAAAGUUCAUGGAUUCAAUCAAAAGGUUCAUCGACGACACUGUUGUCAACCCAGCCGAGAUAAAAGAGCCACAAUCACAUCAGCGGGACAGUAUCUUGCUUGAUUCUAGACUUACUCAUAGAUUGGGUCAUUUAGCUCGUCCGAGAAAUAUAAGGAAAAUGGUAAUGGUGGAAGCUGCAAGUCCAAUUCACCUACUGAAUCUACUACGAAUCUGUUUCAACCGUAUCUUCGUUGGAAAAUUAUGUUUACCGCCAAUCGCCGUCAAUGAUUCAACCAUGAACUUGAUAGCUUACGAAAUGUGUCCGGAUUUCAAAAACGAUUUCACUGUCACUUCAUAUAUGUGUUUCCUUGAUUUAUUGAUCGAUGAAGCCGAAGAUGUUAAAGACCUGAGUGGCACCGGCAUACUAUACAACGGAUUGGGGAGUGAUGAAGAAGUGGCUAACCUUUUCAAUAAGAUGAACACUGAUUUGGUUCCUAGUCCGAUGAUUUACGGUGGGGUUAAACGGAAAAUACAUAAUCAUUGUAAGAAUAUGCGGAUUAAGCAUGCAGCUCUAGCUUAUCAUACUUAUUUUAGGAGUCCUUGGACGUUUUUGGCAUUUGUGGGUGCCAUUACUGCACUUUUGCUUGGUGCUUUGCAGACUUAUUAUGCCAUACAUCAACCAAAGUAA
Messenger RNA from Gossypium raimondii (Peruvian cotton), 2206 nucleotides. RefSeq names its product UPF0481 protein At3g47200-like. The record is from RefSeq and is a predicted model, not a curated record. The coding region runs from base 287 to 2206 and encodes 639 amino acids. NCBI's taxonomy places the organism in Eukaryota, Viridiplantae, Streptophyta, Magnoliopsida, Malvales, Malvaceae. The transcript has 4 exons.